AUGAAGUUCACUUAUGUAUUAACGGGUUGGGAAGGAACAGCAUCUGACUCAAAAGUUCUUAAGAAUGCAUUAUCGAGGGAUGAUAAUCUUAAACUUCCACGAGGAAAAUUUUACCUUGGGGAUGCUGGAUUUAUGCUGAAGUAUGGAUUAAUUACCCCAUACCGAAGUGUAAGGUAUCACCUAAAAGAGUAUGCAAGACGUGGCCCAGAAAAUGAAAAAGAACUAUUUAAUCUUCGUCAUGCUUCAUUGAGAAAUGUUAUCGAAAGGUCAUUUGGAGUUUUAAAGAAAAGAUUUGCAAUAAUCACAAGUGGCACUGAACCACAUUAUGACUUUGAGACUAUGACUGAAAUUGUGCUAGCUUGUUGCAUAUUACAUAACUUUUUAAUGGGUGUAGAUCCUGAUCCACAUCUCAUAGCUCAAGUUUACCGAGAACUACAAGAAAAUAAUCCAGAAGAGGAUGAAGUAGUUCGACAUGAACAAGAUGAAGACUAUAGGCGGGGGGCCAUAUUAAGGGAUGAAAUAGCUGCUCAAAUGUGGGCUGACUAUCAACUAGGACUCUGA
Messenger RNA from Arachis duranensis, 561 nucleotides. RefSeq names its product protein ALP1-like. The transcript is spliced from 2 exons. The coding region runs from base 1 to 561 and encodes 186 amino acids. The record is from RefSeq and is a predicted model, not a curated record. Lineage: Eukaryota; Viridiplantae; Streptophyta; Magnoliopsida; Fabales; Fabaceae.